Verruconis gallopava is the source of this 1632-nucleotide messenger RNA. RefSeq lists its product as uncharacterized. The coding region runs from base 1 to 1632 and encodes 543 amino acids. The record is from RefSeq and is a predicted model, not a curated record. The transcript has 2 exons. NCBI's taxonomy places the organism in Eukaryota, Fungi, Ascomycota, Dothideomycetes, Venturiales, Sympoventuriaceae.
AUGUCUUUCAUCUGCACAAGGCUGGGCUAUGUGGCCUAUUUGAGCUUGUUGCUCAUUCCUUCGUCCGUAGAAGCCUACGACUGUGCUAUAGCGCCAAUCCAAUUAGGCAUCACGAACACACCAUUGGAUAAUGGCGUGCCGAUGAACAGAGGUAUACAAGUCAAGUUUCCUGGUGACCAGAUUCUUGGUCUGAGGCUUUCAGCUGCAUGGAACAAUACCUUCAUAAGCAACGCAAACAAUUGCCGGCGCGACAAUAGCUCGUACAACAACGCAUGCGUCGGUGCCGUUGGAAGCACUUUUAACCCAGUAUCCAACGAUGGUUGGACGCCUUAUCUCCAAGGUGACUGGGAAGCAAUUGUUGGUCACGUAGACGAUCCACCGGCAGAUGCGAAUGUCAUCGUAGGUGUUGCAUCCGCAGACUUUGACGAUGGUCCAACAAUCGAUUUGCCGAUAGCUGUUUGGAGCAACCCAAAAAUUGAUCCGGUCAGCCAAAAAGGAUCACCACCGUCAAGAAGCGUCCUUGGUAUCGGUCGAAGCUCAGACCUCAUCCAAAGCUUCCUAAACCAGAGCUUUGUACCAUCUGGAUAUAUGGGUCUAUACUUUGGUAGCAGGAGUCUGAACUGUUCGGAGGAUGGAUUGAUUACGAUUGGGGGGUGGGAUCAGUCGCGCGUUGCCGGACCGUUCGUGAAUUACACGAUGAACACAAUCCCAAUGAACUCGACUUGCCCACUACAAGUAUGGGUCUCUGCGAUGAAUUUAAACAAUGACGAGGGCUCACAUCCAUUGAUAACUGGUGGCCAAAAGGUCCCAGCUUGCGUGGAUCCUUUCCAAAGUGCCAUCGGAGUCACCGAUGCUCUGUACGCAAUCUGGGCAAAUGUAACUAGGCAUCCCACGGAACCAGAUGGACCAGCAUUCACUGAUCAAACGUAUCCUCUUGCGAAUGAGCGUCUGAUGGAUACACUAGAUAUAGAGCUCGAAGGAGGCUACAAUACAACCAUUUCUCAUUGCGAGCUUAUUUCGCUACAAAGAGGAGCCAACUUCGAUGACAUCGGUGAAUAUUCUGUUGUGAAUACGUCCAGAAUUCAAGCCAGCGUUUCUUACGGACCGACAGAUCUUGGGGACAAUUUCGGGAUUCUUCUUGGAGGCGUCUUUCUCGCCAGCACAUAUCUACGAAUUGACUACGAAAACAACCAGUUCAGUCUUGCGCCAUCAGUUGUCGGCGGAAGCCCGUCGCCCAACGUGCAAAAGGUAUGCUCAAAAGACAUAAGCCUACCGUCAAAGACGAACAAGACAGUCCCUGAGGCCUCCUCUUCCGCGGAGUCUGGCAACGUCGCCACUGGCUUAUCCGCGGAUACUAAGGCAACAAUUGGAGGAAGCGUUGCCGGGGGUGUUAUUGGCUUGAUGGGUGUAGUCAUUACGUACUUGGCGUACAAGCACUCCAAGAAAGUAGAAAAACACCGGCGAGAAAGUGAAGCCGAGAUGAAAAGGAUACAAACUAUGUCUACAUAUGUCGGAACUUCUCCUGUUCCGAAGCCUGAAGAUGCUUCAUCACCUACUCACAGUGGUCUGGGAACGGGAACUUCGAUUCUUGCUUCCGAAGAAUUACCUAAACCUGCAUUGGAGAGCGCAUGA